Paramecium octaurelia is the source of this 1400-nucleotide messenger RNA. The record is from the annotation of a GenBank genome assembly. NCBI's taxonomy places the organism in Eukaryota, Ciliophora, Oligohymenophorea, Peniculida, Parameciidae.
AUGAAAUCGCUUCUCUUGCUCUCUUUACUUGCUUUUGCUGUUGUUGCUGAUUAUGAAUAUGAUGGAGAUGUUAUGGUACUAACCGAAGAAACAUUUGAUUAAGCCUUCAAUGAAUUCGAUUAUUUGAUGUUUGAAUUCUAUGCUCCUUGGUGUGGUCAUUGCAAAGAACUCGCCCCUAAAUAUGCUGAGGCUGCUACUGCUCUUAGGUCUGAAGGAAUAGUUUUGGCCAAGAUCGAUGCCACAGUCCAAAAGAAAUUGGCUGAAAAGUAUGGUGUCAAAGGAUAUCCAACUAUCAAAUUCAGCGUUAAAUAGGCUGUAAAGGAUUUUGAAGGUGGAAGAAAUGCUGAUGGCAUUAAGAAUUGGAUUUACAGCAAUCUUAAUCCAGAGAGUGAAUUACUUGAGACUCUUGAAUAAGUCAAUGAGGCUAUUGCUCAAAAUAAUGUUCAAUUUGUCUAUUUUGCAGAGGAAUAAAGCGAAAGGGAUAGAGAAUUGAGAAAAUACAAAGAAUUCUCUUUCACCAUGAAAUAGCAUUUUGCCCAUACAACAAGUAAAACAAUCAGAGAAGCUCUAAACGUUCCAAAAGGAACCUACUUUGUUGGAUUUAGAAAUCAAAAGCCUUAUUACUAUUAAGGAAAACUUUCAUUCCCAAUCAUGAAAACCUUUGUUGAGAAUGUUGCAAAUGAAAGAAUUCAAGAGUACUCUGACAAAAAGGAAUAACUAGAUGAAAGAAUAACUAAAAGCAAACCAUUUGUUGUUGUCUUUUCUGAUGAACCUGAAGUGUAAGUUGCUGCAUAAGCUUGGUCUUAUUAGGACGAGUUACUUUUCAUCAAGAAUGUUGAUGAGGAAUUCACUAGAAAGAUUCAAGUCAGAUCUCAAGAUCAAAAAGGAGUUUUCAUCAUCAAGGGAGAUUAAAGAUACAAUAGGGUUUAAGGUCAAAGCGUUAGUGAAUUCUUGGAGGCAUUCUAAUCAGGAAAAGCACAUAAGUACCUUAAAUCAUAAGCUGCUCCACAAUAACAAGGAUUGGUCAGAAUCCUCAUUGGAGAUACUUAUGAAGCUGCAAGAUCUGUUAAUGAUUCUGUAAUCUUAUACUUUGAUUCUCAAAAUGAAGAACAGUAAUAUCUUAUAAUUAAUUAUUUAGCAAUGCAGUUUAAGAACAAUUCUUGAAGGUGGCUGAAAGACUCUAACAAAACAAGCAUUUGACUUUCCAUAAAAUCGAUUUGUCAUAAAAUGAAGUUAGCGAUUUGGCUGAAUCUAUUGAAAUCGUUAAAAUCAGAUUAUACAAAAAUAACUAACCAAUUAAGUUCGUAAUCAGGGCAAACAAAAUUCAAGAAGAAAGAUUUGUUAAAUGGAUUGUAGAUAACGCAGCUAGUUAAGUUGUGGACCCCAAAGCUGAAUUAUGA